Schistocerca piceifrons (Central American locust) is the source of this 2306-nucleotide messenger RNA. RefSeq names its product facilitated trehalose transporter Tret1-like. The transcript has 8 exons. The record is from RefSeq and is a predicted model, not a curated record. Gene Ontology annotation, cellular component: membrane. NCBI's taxonomy places the organism in Eukaryota, Metazoa, Arthropoda, Insecta, Orthoptera, Acrididae. Gene Ontology annotation, biological process: carbohydrate transport; transmembrane transport. Gene Ontology annotation, molecular function: sugar transmembrane transporter activity. Bases 263 to 2206 code for a protein of 647 amino acids.
ACUUGGCGGAGUAUCUUUGCGCGAAAGAGUGUUACUACCACCAGCAGUGCAUUCUUAGCAGCUGUCAGUGAAGAGUCAUAGAAGAUCGCCAAAUAAAACGGUUUUCGUCAUUGGGCCAUUGAUUCAAUGUGUUUACCGUGACAGACAACAGGGGACUACUUUUGUUGACGUAUCGGUAUCUGUGUGAUUAUACUGUCCUCUUUUGAUAUUGGACCUUGUUUUUUGAACUUUACUUGUGUCUGGGACUUCAUCAACAAUCAUCAUGGAGAGCCUUUAUCAGCGCCUAUUCACCUCGCCCCGGAAGCAGAGGUUCACAACGUAUACGAGCUCAUCCGAGGCGCUCCUGAAGCGCGGCGGCAGCCCACCAUCGACGGCGGCUUCAUCGCGGCUGACCGUACUCACCAACUCUGGCAUCAGCAUCGUGUCGCUCGACCAGCGCCAGAAGAAGAACCAGCGCCCCAACCAGCACGAACUGCAGCAGCUGACGCAUCAGCAGCAGCAGCAGGAUCAGCUACAGCAGCAGCAGCAGCAGCAAGAGCAAGAACAGCAGCAGCUGGAGCUCCAGCAGCAACAGGAACGCAAACGGCAACAGUACAAGGACGAGAGCAUGGCGACCCAGAGGGAACUGAACCUGCUGCUGGCGGCGGAAUUGGCGCCAGUGGCGUCGCAGGAGGAUAAGAAGCUGGCGGCGUCGCAGGAGGCGCACGUGAUCGCGUGCAGCCGACUGUCUGGCCUUUCGGGGCUGGUCGACACCAAGCAGAUCGACACGGUCGAGGAUGGUGACGUCCCCGCGAGGGUGGGCCGCGGGCGCCUCUGGACACAGGUGCUGGCAUCUGUGUCCGUGUCCAUAGGAUCUCUCGUCGUUGGAUUUUCUUCCGCCUACACAUCACCAGCACUUGCAUCCAUGAAAGCCGACACCAACAGCACGAUCACCGUUGAUAAACAACAGGAAUCCUGGAUAGGCAGCCUGAUGCCGCUGGCGGCCUUGCUGGGAGGCAUCGCAGGCGGCCCUCUGAUCGAAGCCAUCGGCAGAAAGACGACGAUCCUGGCCACGGCCAUUCCGUUCAUCAUCUCGUUCCUGCUGAUCGGGCUGGCCGUGAACGUGCCCAUGAUCCUGGUGGGCCGCUCCAUCGCCGGCUUUUGCGUGGGCAUCGCCUCGCUCUGCCUGCCCGUGUACAUGGGCGAGACGGUGCAGGCCGAAGUGCGCGGCAUGCUCGGCCUCAUCUCGACCACGUUCGGCAACCUGGGCAUCCUGCUGUGCUACGCCAUCGGCAACUGCCUCAACUGGUGGGAGCUGGCGCUCUUCGGCGCCUGCCUGCCCGUGCCCUUCCUCGUCUGCACGUGCUUCGUGCCGGAGACGCCGAGAUGGUACAUCUCCAAGAACAAAAACAAGAGAGCGCACAAGGCGCUGCAGUGGCUGAGAGGCAAGGACGCAGACGUGACGGCAGAGCUGCACGAGAUCGAGAAGAACCACCUGGACUCGAUCAAGAACGCCCCCGCGUCUGCCCUCGACCUCUUCAACAGGAACAACAUCAAGCCCAUCAUGGUCAGCAUAGGCCUCAUGUUCUUCCAGCAGCUUAGCGGUAUCAACGCGGUCAUCUUCUACACCGUCGACAUCUUCAGGGAUGCUGGCAGCACGAUCGACGGAAACCUCAGCACCAUCAUCGUGGGCAUCGUCAACCUCGGCUCCACAUUCAUCGCGACUGCGCUGAUCGACCGCCUCGGCCGCAAGGUGUUGCUGUACAUCUCUGCCAUCUCGAUGAAUCUAUCCCUCCUCGCUCUGGGAGCGUUCUUCUUCCUCCAAGACACGGGAUACGACGUGAAAGACUACGGCUGGCUGCCGCUGGCCAGUUUCGUCAUCUUCGUCAUCGGGUUCUCGCUAGGAUUCGGGCCCAUCCCGUGGCUCAUGAUGGGGGAGAUCCUACCAGCCAAGAUUAGAGGACCGGCAGCGUCCAUCGCCACGGCUUUCAACUGGGCGUGCACCUUCAUCGUCACCAAGACUUUCAGCGAUCUCAAGGAAGCAGUAGGUCCGUACGGAGCGUUCUGGAUUUUCGCGACCAUCUGCUUCUUCUCGCUGAUUUUCGUGAAAUUCUGCGUUCCCGAGACGCAGGGCAAGAGCCUCGAGGACAUCGAGAGGAAGUUCAACGGACCCGUCAGGCGAAUGAGCUCGAUCGCCAACCUGAAGCCUAUGCCGAUGGCCGUCUGACGAAAUUGUAAGGCUCUGUAUAUGAUGUUCUCCGAGCCGUCGCGAGCCGACGACUGCUGGCCGCGCGAGACCGGCGUGGAAUAAAGGAACUGAAAUCAAA